AUGGUAGUUCAUCAGGCCAAACUGCCUGGUGCAGGGCCGCCCGCGAGUUACUCCUGCGGAGUUUGGAGCCCGUCACGUCCAGGGGUUCUGUUUCUUGGAAGAACAGAUGGAAAUUUGGAAGUUUGGGACCUCAGAGAUCAGCUGCAGAAGCCUACUACCAUUAGUGCAGUGUCUGCUGUACAGUUGACAUCUCUGGCCUUCCCUCAGUUGCAACAGCAGCAAGUGCCGCCGACGCACCAGCAUACUCCCAGCAACGUUCGCAAAUCGAGAAAGCUCACACGACAGCCUCCGCUGGGAGAGGCAAUGGCGACAAGCAACGAACGCAGUCCCUCACUUGCGUAUCUCGCAGCAGGUGAUGCAACGGGGGCUCUGAGGGUCCUCAAACUCUUUCCCAGCUUAACAAACCCCAAUACGGAUGAGCUGAGCCAUAUUUCUUCAAUGCUUUUGAAGGAUGAUGGGCGAGUGGAGUACUUGAACGAGAGGGAAGCUGUUCUUAAAAAGGCAGCAGAGGAGAAGAACAAACGGCAAACGGCCGAAAGGGGUUCAGAAGAAGUGGAAGCUCCACCAGAAGGGGAAACAGAAAGCCUUGAGCUCCAGGCAAUGGAAGCUGAGUAUAGAGCGAUGGAGGCAGCAUUCCUUAAGGAGUUGCAGCAGCGUGCGACACAGGAGAACACCGCAGCAAACCCUGCUUGA
This is a messenger RNA of Eimeria maxima, 693 nucleotides long. RefSeq lists its product as hypothetical. The transcript is spliced from 5 exons. The record is from RefSeq and is a predicted model, not a curated record. Gene Ontology annotation, cellular component: inner dynein arm. NCBI's taxonomy places the organism in Eukaryota, Apicomplexa, Conoidasida, Eucoccidiorida, Eimeriidae. Gene Ontology annotation, molecular function: dynein light chain binding; dynein heavy chain binding. The coding region runs from base 1 to 693 and encodes 230 amino acids. Gene Ontology annotation, biological process: cilium movement involved in cell motility; inner dynein arm assembly.